AUGGACAAGAGCUCCAUCGACGGGCGGCGCAAAAACAAGAACGCUGCACUGCCACAGGCCAGACUGCUGCGCAAAUCAGAUACAGAAACACCAACCAGUCUGCGACCUGCUUCACCUCCCAAGAGUAACCCAUGGAGUUCAACAAAGAAGCCCACGGCAGACUCACUCGCGGGCAUGUUUCCGCCCUUGCCAAAACCUCAAUCGCCGUGGUCACCAGACAAGAUGCCCACUGCCGAAGCAUCUAUGUCGCUGAAUGAGUCGCGGCUUGGAGAUGAUAUCGCACAGCCUGUGCUUUCAGCCAGAUCUUUCUCCCCAGUGUCCAACAGUUCCUCCACAACUCGCCAACUUUUUGAAGCUGCAGCGCCUCGAGCGACCGAGAACCUUUGGAAAACUCCUUUUGGUGCCGAUGUGCUGGUACGUACUGGUAACAUGCUCCUCAAAGUCCAUCGCAACAUUGUGGUACCUCAAUCGGGUUGGUUUCGCGACAACCUGCCACCGCCAAACUUGGAUGGUACGCCGGUCACGGUGGACCUGCGCUUUGCUCCCGAAGCUGUCGCACACUGCUUGCGAUUCAUCUACACUGGUAAAAUCGAAAUCUGCGAGUUUGAUCAUGCAAGGCCCUGGUAUUCCUCACAUAUCCCACGCUGUGUCUUGGCAUAUACCGCCGCUACACAUUUGCGCAUGGCCCGAAUGGCGAAGCACCUUCUUCGAGUGGUUGAGAACACUUCGAUCGAAAUUGGAUCUGUGAUACGACGGCACUACAUGCAUAGAGACAUGGAUUGCUCUUCUUGGGUCCAAUUUUCAUGGCAUUACCAGACAGCUCUGGAAGUUAUUGUCCGGGAACAACCUCAGAAGCUAAUGGUGCCCAUGAGACUCGCCAUGGCAAGCAUUCUCGAUGCCAUGCUCUUUUGGCUCGCGCGGCAGCCACUCUUCGUCAGCGAGUUGAAGUCAUCCUGGUGGAAGAUCAUGCAGAUGAGCAUGCCGGAUAUUGCUGAGUAUAAACGUCUUUGCAGAAGCCCUGGCAACUACAACAGUCCGUUGCCAAGCGAGAUGGCGUUGAGGGAGAUGUUUGAAGCGAUAAAGCUGGGACAUGAGAGAAAGACGAUAAAAUCAGUCGCCACACAGACCGGAAAGAUCCCAGAGGAUACAGUCUCCGGAAGCGACCCACGGUACUACUUCCCCGUCAUCCACCGCGAGAGACGUGUUUCUCUGUGA
This is a messenger RNA of Fusarium pseudograminearum CS3096, 1215 nucleotides long. RefSeq lists its product as uncharacterized. The coding region runs from base 1 to 1215 and encodes 404 amino acids. The transcript is spliced from 4 exons. Lineage: Eukaryota; Fungi; Ascomycota; Sordariomycetes; Hypocreales; Nectriaceae. Gene Ontology annotation, molecular function: protein binding. The record is from RefSeq and is a predicted model, not a curated record.